Molecule: messenger RNA, 2650 nt
Organism: Anolis sagrei ordinatus
Lineage: Eukaryota; Metazoa; Chordata; Lepidosauria; Squamata; Anolidae
Gene: MYLK3
Product: myosin light chain kinase 3
Biological process (GO): cardiac myofibril assembly; sarcomere organization; protein phosphorylation
Cellular component (GO): cytoplasm; actin cytoskeleton
Molecular function (GO): myosin light chain kinase activity; ATP binding
Source: RefSeq, a predicted model, not a curated record
UCCUUUGUUUCUUCCUCUCUGAUUCAACCUUUGGAAUUGACUUUACUGUAGGAGACUGAUCCAACUUUCGUUCGUGGUAGGCUUCAGUGUGACAUCGCUUUCCAUCUCCUCCUGUGGUUUCCCCCAAGAAAGGACUAUAUGCUGGUGACCAAUUCUACUUUGGGGCAAGGCUGGAAGACAAAUGAAAGGACUAAAGAUAAGCCAGAAGAGAAAGGUGCCAAAGCGAAGCAUGCACCUGCCAACAAAGGGAUCCAGGCAGAAGGCAAGACUUCCUUGGAAGAAAACAAAAGGGAGAAAAAACUGGACGAACGUAGUGGAGGAUGUGAAAAGGUGAAUGCGGUCAGUCCAGUCGUCUCCAAAGUUGACUCCAACCUCCAUGUCAAGGAGAGGAUGGCCCAGCUGGAAAGAGCCGAAAUGCCUGGACAGACAAAGGGCAGCAAAGUGUGUCCAAAGCAAAAGGAAAGUAGUAUCAAGGUUGUGGUCCAGAAGAGUGGCCUGGCUUCUAGCAAAAGCAGCGCUAAUCCCUCAGGAAGCCAGAAUACGGACACGACCUCCUCUGGCCUGGAAGACCUUUCUCAAAAGCCCAAGGAAAUGGGGAAAAACACCUCCAGGCUCAGCGCGCCCACAAAGGAAGCAGAACCACCGGCCUCAAAGUCUGGCAGUGACGUUGUGCGGACAAGGCUUUCAAUCGAUGUCCAAAUGACCGACGCUCAAAACAAGGCUUCUAAAAGCAAAGAAGGAACGAUCAGCAGCCCUGGAGGCAAGAGUGCGGAGGCACCAGCCGUUGUUCCUUCGCUCCCAGUUGGUGAAGGAGCAAAACAUUUGCCUGAAUCUUGUAAAGCAAAGCAGCUUUCUAAGGGCAGCAGGACUGAACCCACACCAGAACUGAAAGGAAGGAAGCCUUUUGCUAAGCCAGGGGAAAAGCAGGCACCCAAAACUCAGGUCCUACUGUCAGUGCCAUCUCCAAAGACUGAAGAAAAGGCAGAGAGCCAAUGCAAGGCUGUGCCAUGCCCAGCGUCGGUUGCAAAAGACCCAGGGAAGGAUCCAGGAAGCCCAGUGAAAAGCCCCGAGGAAACAACAACAGGAAUGAAAGACUCUGGGAAAGAUGUCAAGCCAGAAAGCAUGGAAUCGAGGAGCCUGGUGUUAAGGAGACGGGAGAGCAGAUCUGGUCAAGGAGCGGAGACACCAUCAGAAAAUGCCUCAUUGCAAGUGGCUGGCAAAGCAGAGGAAGUGGUCAUUGACGACAGCCCUCCUCCUCCGGCUCCCUUCGAGCAUCGCAUUGUGAGCAUCAAGCAAACCGAGUUGACAGCCUCUUAUGCAAUAUGCCAGCAUGAAGUCUUGGGAGGCGGGCGCUUCGGUCAAGUGCACAAGUGCGACGAAAAGUCAACCGGGCUCUGCCUUGCGGCCAAAAUCAUCAAAGUGAAAGUGGCCAAAGAAAGGGAGGAAGUGAAAAAUGAGAUCAAUAUUAUGAAUCAACUGAACCACGUCAAUUUGAUCCAGCUCUACGAUGCUUUUGAGUCCAAGAACAACCUCACCUUAAUCAUGGAGUAUGUGGAUGGCGGUGAGUUGUUUGACCGGAUCAUAGACGAAAACUACAACCUGACUGAGCUGGAUGCGAUCCUCUUUACCAAACAAAUAUGUGAAGGGAUCCACUACCUGCAUCAACAAUAUAUCCUUCAUCUGGACCUGAAGCCUGAGAACAUACUAUGUGUGAGUCACACGGGAAACCAGAUUAAAAUUAUUGAUUUUGGAUUGGCACGGAGGUAUAAACCCCGUGACAAGCUCAAAGUGAACUUUGGCACUCCGGAGUUCCUGGCUCCUGAAGUGGUGAACUAUGACUUUGUCUCAUUCCCGACGGACAUGUGGAGCGUUGGCGUCAUAGCGUAUAUGCUGCUCAGUGGCUUGUCGCCUUUCCUCGGAGAAACAGAUACAGAGACCAUGAAUUACAUUGUCAACUGCAGUUGGGAUUUUGAUGCAGAAGCCUUUGAGCAAGUGUCCGAUGAGGCCAAAGACUUUGUCUCCAGGCUCCUCAUCAAGGAAAAAAGUGGCAGAACAAGUGCAGCCAAGUGCCUCAAGCAUGAGUGGCUGACAGAUCUUCCUGCCAAAGCCAAGAAGUCCAAGGUCCGCUUAAAGUCUCAGCUGCUACUUCAGCGUUACAUGGCUCAGCGCAAAUGGAAGAAACAUUUCUACGUAGUAGCUGCUGCCAACAGGUUGAGAAGGUUCCCCAGCCUGUCUGAGAGUCCAGAGUAACCGGCUGUCAAUCAGCGAAACACGGAAAGACUUGAAGAUUGUAGCGACCAGCUCAACUCCGCACCUACUUGGCCAUUGGAUUUCUUUUCCUAAUGUCCGUUACCUACGUAGCCACAAAGCGUGUUCCAGUUUCAGUCUCCAAGACAAGUAGGAUCCAGUGGUUUGUAGCCGAAGAAAAGUGGUUGCCUUCUUUGACAAGUUUCCACAAGAAGAUAGGAAUGGAAAAGACUUAAAUCUGAAGUCUCUUCUUUCUUCAAUUAGACACACUUUUUGGUGCCUCUAAUGUUAGCCCCGUUUCUGGGUCUGUUUUGACUUGCUGAUUCCAAAAAUGGCAGCAGUUUUCCCCCAUCAGCCAUAUAGCAGUCACUUAUACAGAAUCAUGCUAACCAUAUCUAACAAA